Messenger RNA from Coprinopsis cinerea okayama7#130, 1050 nucleotides. RefSeq lists its product as hypothetical. The coding region runs from base 1 to 1050 and encodes 349 amino acids. The transcript has 10 exons. Gene Ontology annotation, biological process: signal transduction. The record is from RefSeq and is a predicted model, not a curated record. Lineage: Eukaryota; Fungi; Basidiomycota; Agaricomycetes; Agaricales; Psathyrellaceae.
AUGAGCGACCACCGUCCAGUCGCCGCGGAUUUUGAGAUUGAGGUCGAUGUUUUGGAUCAGGAGGCAUACACGACUGCUCUGCGAAGAUUGUAUCGAGAUGUUGACCAUCUGGAAGGUUCACAUGAGCGCAAGGGUCUUAAGCUUGACGAAACUUACCUUGACUUUGGGAAAGUGCGAUAUGAAGUCCCAGAUGUCAAAAUUGUCAAAGUUACCAAUGCGAGCAAGGGCCCUUGCGCGUUCCGAUUCGUACCUGUCCAGACAGAUACUCCCAUUCAUCCCGAGUGGUUAUCUAUCCAACCCAAGACGGGUGUCAUCCUCCCGGAUGAAACUAUAGAGAUCACGUUUACGGCUCAUGUCACCAACGCGAUUGCUUCUGGACUUAAUCGGAGGCCUACUGACCUGAGUGGGACGCUCAUCCUACACACUCUUCUGGGGAAAGAUCACUUUAUAUCAGUAGCGGGGGAAUACCAACCUACGUGCUUCGGGAAUUCGCUGUCCUUUUUGACGCAACUUCCUGGCCCCAUUCGGAGUCUCAAGUCACCCACCGACCUCGUGGAUGAACGACACAGGAAGAAUGCACCCUCAGAGAUCAUUCGGCUUAUCAAUUGGCUCAUGACCAAUGGCACCAAUAUGGUAUAUGUCCUUAUCCCUCGUCGCUUCACCGCAAUUGAACGCGCCGAAUUCCCCUACCCCGCAGCGGAGACGAAAGAUCCUCAAAUUCCACUGGCUUUCGGAGUCGUGCUGCUACGCCUUCUCAAUUCUCUUCCCGAUCCGGUGAUCCCUGGGAUACUGCACCCACGCUGUGUUCAGAUGUCGAACAGAGAUGAGGCAUUUGAGCUUCUGGAUGCAGUCCAGCCUGCGGCUGUCAAUGUGUGGAUUUCGUUAACGGCUUUUUUACAUUUCCUUUCGAAGUCGUCCUCGAAUGAGGACCAGGCUGAACGCCUCGCCAACGUCUUUGCCCCAAUCCUCUUGCGCGAUGAUCCCACGUCGUUCUCGCCGCCGAUAUCGCCUGCGAAGAAACGCCAAUUCCUGCUCUACUUUAUCUCCUAG